GCAGGUUUAACCAUUAACUGAUGUUCUUGCCUGUUCAAUGCGUCCUUCUCUCUCUGUUUCAAGAAUUUCCUCCUCUUAUCUCCCCCCUCUGUGCACUCUACCUGUACCAGGAAACGCAGCCUUGUUUAUCUUGAUUGCUAAAUGUUCUCAUUUCAUGAUUAAUGGUAUUUCUCUGCAGCAUUAUGGAUGGGCACCAUAAGCAGCAGCAAUUUAAUAUCUGAGGAGUUUGUAGAGGCCUGUUUAACGUCAGAGUUGACAAAUGGAAUGCUGACAUUCCUCAGUCACUGUGGCCGUGCAGACUGUUGUUCCUGAGUAGCACCUGCUCCAGUGUAUGUGUGGCAACAACAUGUCUGUGCCGCUGCUUGCCGAAGCUGUGACGGUGUCGGGGACCGAGAAGGAGACAGCCGCAGUUAUCUUCCUCCAUGGGUUAGGUGAUUCUGGACAUGGCUGGGCAGAUGCCAUGACGUCCAUCCGACUGCCCUAUGUGAAGUACAUCUGCCCACAUGCGCCUAGAAUACCUGUUACCUUGAACAUGAAGAUGACUAUGCCCUCAUGGUUUGAUCUGAUGGGUUUGAGUCCAGAAUCUCCAGAAGAUGAGGCUGGCAUCAAGAGGGCAGCAGAGAACAUCAAGGCCAUUAUUGACCAUGAGGCUAAGAACGGAAUCCCCCCCAGCCGGGUGCUCCUAGGGGGCUUCUCACAGGGCGGCGCUCUCUCCCUCUACACUGCGCUCACCUGCCAGCAGCAGCUUGCUGGUGUGGUUGCCCUGAGCUGCUGGCUACCACUACACAAGACCUUCCCUCAGGCAGCGAGUAACAGUGGGAACCGGGAUAUGCCCAUCCUCCAGUGCCACGGGGAGAUGGACCCCAUGAUCCCCGUGCAGUUUGGGGCCAUGACAUCCGAAAAGCUUAAAACCAUUGUCUCGCCACAGAAAGUCAACUUCAUUACCUACCCCGGAGUCAUGCAUAGCUCCUGUCCUCAGGAGAUGUCUGCUGUGAAGGAGUUUAUUGAGAAGCAGUUGCCCCGAAUCUGACCUCUCUGUGACCCCACUGUGACCUUUACACACUGAUCCCUCACCUUCAACCUGCCAUUCUCCCACAGGAAACAGCCAUGAACACACCCCCAUCACACAUAUCCACGGAGCUACACACACACACGCACACACAUAAACACACAUAAAUUCAAUCUGUAACAGAAAUGCAUACCAACACACAAACACCACAUUCAAAAAAAAAAGAAACAUAUGCAUUAAUAAAUACACAGGCAUGGACAUUCAGUUGUACAUACUGUGAACAUUUCAGAAACACCUUGUUUGGACAUACUGUACCUUUUGUGUACACGAAGUAUUUGUCAAAUGGUUCUGGACACACUGUUUGUAAAAGUACAGGGUUAAAACCAAAGAUUCUAGAACAGAGCUCUGUUCUAGAAUCUUUGGUUAAAACACAGCGACUAGUUUGUGCUUGCUCUGACAAACACGCUCGUCCUGAAGGACCACUUCAUUCACACAGUACGUCUUAAUAUGCCUUUAUCACACUCUGCCCCAAGCAGCCCUCAACAUUCCCUCAUCAGCUGGCAUUCAUACUGUCUCCCUUUUGCUUGACCCCCCUAUGUCUUUCUGUCUGCUCUUUCACUCUCUCACACCCACUCUCAUGCUGUGUGAGCAAGACUGCAAGGGAGUUGUGCUGAAAACAUUAGGCCUUACCUGGGUCUGGACUUGUCGGCCACGACCCAUUCCAACCCCCACCCACCCACCCAUCCU
Messenger RNA from Alosa alosa (allis shad), 1756 nucleotides. RefSeq names its product lysophospholipase 2 (gene lypla2). Gene Ontology annotation, molecular function: carboxylic ester hydrolase activity; palmitoyl-(protein) hydrolase activity. Gene Ontology annotation, biological process: protein depalmitoylation. Bases 332 to 1030 code for a protein of 232 amino acids. The transcript has 10 exons. Gene Ontology annotation, cellular component: cytoplasm. The record is from RefSeq and is a predicted model, not a curated record. Lineage: Eukaryota; Metazoa; Chordata; Actinopteri; Clupeiformes; Clupeidae.